AUGAAUCAAUCUGAUUAUUCAUUGUUUGACAUCUUCGGAAUAACUUCAGAACUUCAGCCAUCACCACAACAACUCAGCAAUGAGGAAUUGGAAAUGAUUUUGCGUCUGGAAGAAACCAAAAGCUUUGCUGAAUCGAACAAUAUCAAUCAACCUGAUUUUUCCUUGUCUAAUAAACACGGAGUGAGUUUCGAAUCAGAGCAAUCAUUUUCCCAACACUGCGAAAAGGUUUUGUGUUCGGAAAAAGCCAAAGUCUCUUCCGCAUCGAACAACUUCGACAACUUCGGAAUGAUUCAUGGUCAACUCACUGAUGUCGAAUUUGAAAGGAUUUUGGGAUUGGGUGAAUCAAAUGUCUCUGCCGAAUCGGCCACGCUGAUAAAUCGAUCUCAUUCCGACCAAUAUAUGACGGAUUGGAAUUCGCUUUUUGAGCAGGAGCCAAUAAAAAUAGAUGAUAUGUUUAAUGGACAUAGUUCCCAUCAAGCACCGGACACUCAACUCCAAAAUUCGAUUAUUUCACCAGAUUCGGGCAUCUGUGAUGAAGGAUUAGCGGAAUCCGAUUCAUCUUCAUCAAUUCCACCUACCUAUUCCCAAAUUUUCGAAGUGAAAGAUCAAUGUUUACAACAGAAGGAAUGUUACCGAACAUCGGUACCCAAGUCCACACCCUACGUCUUCAAAACGAAUUCGGGUUUAUGGAAAAAUCGCAAUUACGAAAUAGUUGAAAGUGUGAGGCCAACAAGUAUGAUACCAAAAAGUGACGUUAUCAAGCCAAAAGUGAGAAUAAGAGAAGGUGUCCGGAAACUGCAAAAACAGAAGGUAUUCAAGUGUUCCAAAUGCGAAUUCUCUUCAUACUUCAGGGAUAUUCUGGACCAGCAUAUCCACAGAACACAUUUACAACCAAAUCAAGAAUGCAAGCAGAUACAAUCGAAUGAACGUGUUAAUUUUACUAUCAACGGAAAAGAAAAAGCACCCCAUUCAUCUGUUGCUAAUAGGGCGUCUAUGUAA
Coccinella septempunctata (seven-spotted ladybird) is the source of this 999-nucleotide messenger RNA. RefSeq lists its product as uncharacterized. The transcript has 4 exons. The coding region runs from base 1 to 999 and encodes 332 amino acids. Lineage: Eukaryota; Metazoa; Arthropoda; Insecta; Coleoptera; Coccinellidae. The record is from RefSeq and is a predicted model, not a curated record.